Eublepharis macularius is the source of this 6443-nucleotide messenger RNA. It is a transcript of the gene DCBLD2, whose product is annotated as discoidin, CUB and LCCL domain containing 2. The transcript has 16 exons. The record is from RefSeq and is a predicted model, not a curated record. The coding region runs from base 77 to 2311 and encodes 744 amino acids. NCBI's taxonomy places the organism in Eukaryota, Metazoa, Chordata, Lepidosauria, Squamata, Eublepharidae.
GGCGAAGGGCUUGCCGGGCUCGGCCGCACCGGCUCGGGAUGCGCUCGGACUGCCGGCUGCGCAGGAGACGCGGGGCAUGGUGAGCAGCCCGGGGCACCCGUUCCCCGCGGGGACCCGGCAGGCGCUGGCCUCCCUGCUGCUGCUCCUUCUGCUCCGGCGGGACGCGGCGGCACAGAAAGGUGAUGGUUGUGGACAUACAGUGUUUGGUCCUGAAAGUGGAACUUUUACAUCAAUUAAUUACCCAUACACCUAUCCCAAUAAUACAGUAUGUGAAUGGGAGAUUCGAGUAAAGCCUGAGCAGAGAGUUCAGCUCAAAUUUGGACAUUUCGAUAUUGAUGAUUCAGAUUCUUGCCACUCUAGUUAUGUGAGAGUUUAUAAUGGAAUUGGACCUACAAGGACGGAGAUAGGAAAAUACUGUGGUUUAGGCUUACAAAUGGACAGUUUAAUUGAAUCGAAGAGUAAUGAAGUUACAGUACAGUUCAUGAGUGGCAUACACUUUUAUGGGCAUGGAUUUCUUGCAUCCUAUUCAACCACUGAAAAAUCAGAUUUAAUAACCUGUUUAGACACUGCAAGUCAUUUUUCUGAUCCAGAAUUUAGUAAAUAUUGCCCAGCUGGAUGUGUGCUUCCUUUUGCUGAAAUUUCUGGGACUGUUCCUCAUGGCUAUCGAGAUUCCUCUUCACUGUGCAUGGCUGGUGUGCAUGCUGGAGUGGUGUCCAAUGUUCUGGGAGGUCAGAUCGAUGUUGUAAUCAGCAAAGGCAUUCCAUAUUAUGAAAGUUCUCAAGCUAACAAUGUCACAUCAAAAAUGGGGCCACUGUCUUCAGGGCUCUUCACUUUCAAAACUAGUGGUUGCUACGGGACACUGGGAAUGGAGUCUGGAGUAAUUGCUGAUUCACAGAUUAAUGCAUCAUCAUUUCUAGAAUGGCCUGAACAAAUUGGCCAGCCAAACACCUGGAGACCAGAAAGAGCCAGAUUGAAAAGGUUGGGACAUUCUUGGGCAGCUCUUACCAAUGAUGAAUAUCAGUGGUUGCAAAUAGACCUAAACAAAGAACAGCGGAUAACAGGUAUCAUUACUACUGGCUCCACCUUAGCAGAGUACUAUUAUUAUGUCUCUGCCUACAGGAUUCUGUACAGCAGUGAUGCCCAGAAGUGGACAGUGUACCGAGAACCUGGUGUUGAGAGAGAUAAGAUAUUUCAAGGCAACACUGGAUAUUAUCAAGAAGUUCGUAAUAACUUCAUUCCACCCAUUAUUGCUCGUUUUGUUAGGAUAAACCCUUUGAAAUGGCACCAAAAAAUUGCAAUGAAAGUGGAACUGUUAGGAUGUCAGUUUAGCAUAGUUCGAGCUCCACAACACCCAGCCCCCAGGAGCAACAAUGACUUUCCAUUGCAGAGUGAUAAAACAACCUUCACACCAGAAACCAAGAAUACAAGAGUAACUCUAAGUGACACCGAAGUUUGGGCUCCGAGACUUAGAAUACCCCUACCUCCUAGGAGCAGCAAUGACUUUCCCUUGCAGACUGAUAAAACAACCUUCACACCAGAGAUCAAGAACACAACAGUAACUCCCAGUGUAACUAAAGUUUCAGAUGUGGCAUUGGUAGCCGUUCUGGUUCCUGUUUUGGUCAUGAUCUUUACAACUCUCAUCUUGAUCUUAGUGUGUGCCUGGCACUGGAGAAACAGAAAGAAAAAAGCAGAAGGAACCUAUGAUAUACCUUAUUGGGAUCGUGCAGGCUGGUGGAAAGGAAUGAAGCAGUUUCUUCCUGCCAAGUCUUCAGAGCACGAGGAAAUGCCUGUUCGUUAUAGCAGCAGUGAAGUGAAUUGCCUUAGAUCACGAGAAGUUACAACCAUGUUACAAACACAGUCUGCAGAAUAUGCACAACCAUUGGUGGGAGGAAUUGUUGGCACACUUCAUCAGAGGUCUACCUUUAAACCAGAAGAUGGGAAGGAAACAAGCUAUGCUGAUAUGGAUCCUUACAACUCACCCGAGCAAGAGAUUUAUCAUGCAUAUGCCGAACCACUACCAAUAUCUGGACCAGAAUAUGCAACCCCAAUAGUAAUGGAUAUGUCCAGUCACCCUGCAGCUCCUCCAGGCAUCUCUUCUGUGUCUACUUUCAAGGCUUCAGGGAAUCCAGCCCCUCCCAUAGUGGGAGCUUACAAUAAACUUGUUUCCAGGGCUGACAGUUCAUCACCCACCCAUGUACUGUAUGAUACUCCCAAGGGGAUGCCAGGACUACUUAAUCCCUCAGAUGAAUUGUUAUAUCAAGUGCCACAGAUCAUGCCACAUUCCACAGGAAGUAAAGAAGAUGUUAGUUAGAGUACUUUUAAAUGUAAAAUCCUUUGAAGGUGACUUUUAAAAAAUAAUUCAGACUUUUUUGUGUUUAAGCAAAAUCUGAGAUCUGAGGCCAAAAUUACCCCUUUUGUGGGUCUAUUCACAACUACUGCUUUCCUUUUCAUAAAAUGAUGUGCUUUCCAUUCACUACUGAUCGGUACUGCUAGACUGGUACAAGAACCUUGUAAAAAUGUCCAUUUACUGAGUGUAAAUAAAUAGCUCACAGCAGACACAUAAAUACUCCAAGUCAGUGCUGUGUGGUGAAAGUGCCAGAAAAAGCAAGGUACUGUUCUCGACACAAACAAUAUUUUUUGAAGUCACUAAAGCCUACUGUUCUGAUUUAAUUAGUAUCUAACCCAGACUGAUCUUCAUACGUUUCUACAAAUGCAUAAUACAAUUGAAAAUAUUAAUAAAUUAUUGCACCUCCUGUAACAUGAGUGAAUGGCAAUGGUUUUACUGAUUUUGGUAAGUGAAGUUGAUUCCUAAACUUAUUUUCUUUAAUGAAAUCAAUUGCUAGCUUAGAGCAGUGAUCUAAAACAUGAUACCUAUUGGUGUCAUGGUGUUUGUCAGUAGGUUUUCUGGUGCCUAUGUACUUCUUUUAAAAAGCAUAUCUUCCCUAAAGCAAAGAGCCAGUCCUGGUGCAAGAAGUGCUUUGUGUGUGCAAGAAACACCCGCCCGUUCAGAAAGAAUUGCCUCCUAUCACAGGAGCCUUGGUUUCCUUCCAACAUUUUUUAAUCCCAUGUCCCUGACCAGGAUAGCCCAGGUGAGCCAGAUCUUGUCAGAUCUCAGAAGCUAAGCGGGAUCAGCCUUGGUUAGUAAUUGUAUUUUGCCCUCUUCGGGGCAUGGAGCAGGGGUCACUGGAUGUGUGGGGAGAGAAGUAGUUGUGAAUUUCUGCAUUGUGCAGAGGGUUGGACUAGAUGACCUUGGAGAUCGCUUCCAACUCUAUGAUUCUAUGAAUGGGAGACCUCCAGUGAAGACUAUGGUUGCAGAGGCAGGCAAUGGCAAAGCACCUCUGUUAGUCUCUUGCCAGGAAAACCACACCAGAGGUUGCCAUAAGUCAGCCAUAACUUAAGGCACUCUCCGUCACCUAUCCCAUGACAGCCAUUUUGUGAUGGUGUCCACUGGCUGUUUUCAAAAUUCCAGAAAUGCCCAGAGGCUCCUCAAGAUUGGGGACUCCAGUUCAGAGUUAUCACAAAUCUCUAGGAAGUUUGAAUUUGUUGAGUCAGCAUUCACUUUGCACUGAUCUUCACAGAGGAUAUGAGUGAGUGCUAAUUCAUUGCCUCUUGAGUUGCUCUGUCAUGGCUCUAAAAAUCUUUGAGUAGUAUUUAAUAAUUAUUUUUACCUCCACUGUAUUUGUAAAAGUGCCAACUUGUGGUAACCCCAUAGGGUUUUCAACGUAGGAGACUUUAGAGAUGGUUUACCAUUGUCUGCUUUUGCGCAGGAAUCCUGGACUUCCUUGGUGCUCCUAUCCAAAUUCUAACCAGGGCUGAUCCUUCUUAGCUUCCAAGAUUUGAUGAGAUCAGGCUAGCCUGGGCCAUCUGGAGUAGGGCUUCCCUCUCUACUAGCCUACAUAACAAACCAAGUAAAAUCUUUGGGCCUCAAGUAAUUGAAAUUUACCUCCCUUUGUACGUGGGGGUAGUUUGAGGAACUUGAAAACUAAAAAUGUAACUCAUAAGGAAAAAAAACUCCUUAUGGCUCCUUGGAGAGUAGAAAGAAUUAAAUUCAUUUAAAAUGAAUGAAUACAUUUAAAAUGAAGGAAGAGAUAUGUUCAGCUCUUUAAAGUCUAAGCACAUGAAAACAGUUGUGCAUGCAUUUGGAGGCGUAAAUCCAUUGCUGCACCAUUUGCUUUCUCGACUUGUCUUUGGAUAUUGAUAUGCCUUAAGGAGGGCAUGGAUACAUUUGGAUACCCUCGAGCCUUUCAAAUAUGAAGCUUCCUGGCCACUGGAAUUAAACAAAGUAUCAACCGUAACCAUUUUGGCCUUUGAUAUAUUAUCAAGAUUCUUUUCAACCCUCUAGAUUCUGCAGGUUUCAAUCAGUUAGUGUGGUCUUUUUUUAAAAUAAAAGAUUAUUUCCUUCCAAUUUCUAGUGACAUUAAUUUUUUCCAAAGAUUUUAUAUACUUGAACCAGUUAGUAACUUUUUGUAUGAUGAAAAGUUAAAGAAAUAGCUAUAUAUGACAUUACAUUUCAAACCCCCUUUUGCCACAUUUAAAACAAUUGUCAGGAGAAAAGCACAGCCUCUUGUUAAGGGGACAUGAAAGGAAUGCUUUUUUAUUCUAGUGUAAUGGCACUGUAGUGAGGAUGUUGAAUAGAUAAAUGUGAUAACUCUAAGCAAUAGCCCAGUUUUAUGGACUCUUCAUGUUGUAUGAACAUAAAAAUUCAGUGGAGCAUUGUGUAUUUUUCUGGUGGUCUGUAUUGUCAAAUGCACAAUAUAUUUCAUUGCAGGUGGCUGGUAGAGUUAAUCAUGACAAUCACAACUGUUAAAAGUAUUAGUACUCCUUAGCCCAAAUUUAUUAGCAUAGGUUUGCUCAUGUGCCUUCUUCCAUUUGUAUAUUUUUUUAUUUAUAAAAGUGAUACAUAACUUAUUUUUAUCCUUUAACCGCGGUACACCAGAGCUAAACAGCUGACCUAAGAAAACAGUCAGAAUAUGUGUAUAUGUAGGGCCAAGCUACGCAUGACGAAAGACACUUGCCUGGCAAGUGGAUUGAGUGGAGGGCAAGUGAACAGGGAGAAAUACACUUGCCAUUCAAGUGUCAUUUGUCACUUGUAGCUUGGCCCGUAGACUCUGUCCCAUGGUCUAGUCAGUAAGUUCACGUUUCAUUUGAUUCACUGAUACGUUCUAAUAUCUGCCAGCUUGGAUUUAUGAAGUUCUUAGGAAUAUAUUAAUCUCAGACCUGUCAAUAUCUGCCAUGUUGUUGCAGUCCCAGUCUUAAAAUCCGGCACUUUGAUGAGAUGUGUGAGUAACAUAUGAUGAUAUAAUCCACAGAUGUCACAAUAGCAUGUACACUCAUCAAAGUGAGGGGGUUCUGUGACUGAAUGAUUAAUUUUUGGAAGGAAAAGAGGGUAACAUUAGGGCUGUGCACACCUUCCAAGCCUAUCAUACCUCUUUUUCUCGGUUCUUUCUGGUUCCAGGAAAGCUAAAUUCUUUAGAAAAUCAAAAUCACACAGUUGAACAAAAUGAGGCAGACCAAAGUAGUAAAAUACAUCUGUCAUUCUGAUCACAAGAGCUGGUUUCCCUUAACAGCAAAUGUUCAUACGCACAUACCCCUACAUCGUAAUCCUGUUCAUUUGUUAAUUAGUAAAGUUUAACAAGUCUGGAUUGAAUCACAAUGGCUGUUUCAUUAGGGUGCAUGUUUUGAUCGUUACUUCUCUUUGCAAGCGUAUUUCCUCUCAGAUUCAAAACAUGAAAAACCAAAGGUUUACACAUUUCACAAAUUAGGGCAACUUUGUUGGAAUUAAUAUGCAGACCAAACCCCACAGAUUUUUGGUGUGCUGGCUGCACAAGCAAACUUACCUUCAAUGGUAUGAUUCAGGAAGAACCUGCCAGCACAUAAAAUGUUACGACAGUAAAAAAAAGGGGGACUGUGGGGGACUAUGCGGGGAACUGAAUGUAUCAAAAUUAAAUACAUCAACAAGAUGAAAACUGAGCUUUCUUGAUUCGCUGCCCUGUAUUUUAGGCACUAACUUAUUGAUUCAUGAAUGUAAAACACACAGCACAGACAACUGUCACAGUAAGUGCUUGGUUGUUUUCUUUUCUCUUAGGCCCAGUAUUGAUAUUGUGUCUAGUACGUUGUCUUAAGGGUACGCAGAGGGGUCUGUGUUUUAGCGCAGAGAGAGGGGUGCAAACAAUGUUGAGUGAUUAUUUUCCUAGAAUGUACUUUCUUACCUCAGCAUGUUCUGUAGUCACUCUGUAUUUGUAUAUGUUGCUAGAAUUUAGACUAUAUGAAUAGUGAUUUUUUAAAAAUGUAUGUUAAAACCUUUUAAAUAAAAUGCACAACAUGGAAAUCAUGGUUAUUUUAUAUAAACGUUGUCCUUGUACAUUGUAAAUCAGGAAAAUAAUCUGAUUCAGUUUUUGAUAUUCUUAGAUAUCCCAGCCAGUUGGCAGGCAAAUUGCCUCAAC